CUCUCCGCCGUGUGGCGAGUUGACUGGAGGGGUGUUUGCUCAGAAAUCGGGGUUUCAGAUUGUUCUUUCGUAGUGAAAGGUUUUCCAUGAUUUUUUCCUGUCUCUGCUGCUAUCACUUUUUUACUCAGUAUUUUGCAGCCUGUUUUGCUGCCCUUAGGUGAACUUUAUUAAUUUAUUUUUAACUCAUAAAAAUACUUCUUCAAAAAUGGUUGGAGUAAAGGUGAUUAGUAACGACUCAGAGUUUCAGCCGGAACUUACGAACGCCGGUUCCCGACUGACAGUGGUCAAGUUCACUAUGACUGGGUGUAGGCCCUGUGUAAGAAUAGCUCCUGCUUUCAACAUGCUGAGCAAUAAAUAUCCCCAAGCAGUUUUCCUUGAGGUGGAUGUACAUCAGUGUCAGGCAACAGCUGCUGCAAACAAUAUAUCGGCAACACCCACUUUUCUGUUUUUCCGCAAUAAAGUGAGAGUUGACUUGUAUCAAGGAGCAGAUGCUUCAGGUUUAGAAGAAAAGAUAAAACAGCAUCUUGAAAAUGACCCUGGCAGCAAUGAGGACUCUGACAUCCCCAAAGGAUAUAUGGAUUUAAUGCCGUUUGUUAACAAAGCUGGAUGUGAGUGCCUCAAUGAAAGUGAUGAUCAUGGGUUUGAAAACUGUUUACGGAAAGACCCAACUUUCCUUGAAUCUGAUUGUGAUGAACAGCUAUUAAUUACAAUGGCUUUCAAUCAGCCUGUAAAAUUGUUUUCAAUGAAACUACAAUCACUUGAAAUAGGUCAGGCUCCAAAGUAUGUAAAAAUUUUUAUAAAUCUUCCUCGCUCUAUGGAUUUCGAUGAUGCUGAGAGAAGUGAACCUACACAGGCUUUAGAUUUAACAGAAGAUGACUUUAAAGAAGACAGUCUCAUACCACUUCGUUACGUGAAAUUUCAGAAUGUAAAUAGCGUAACACUGUUUAUCAAAUCCAACCAGAAAGAUGAAGAAACAACAAAACUGAAUUAUUUAACCUUUAUUGGAACACCAGUACAAGCUACAAACAUGAAUGACUUUAAAAGGGUUGUAGGUAAAAAAGGAGAAAGUCAUUAGACGCACGGAUGGGAAUCCUGACUUCAUGCUGCAUUUACUUCAAGGACCUCACUUUGCCAAUUUUAUAAUGGGAGCUAAAUUAUAACAGCACCUUGUAAUUUAGUUUCAAUUAAAUAUCAUUUUCCCAAAAAAAAUCACUGCUUCUGUAGAGGCAACUCAUUUUCACUGUCUAUUUUUAUUGUAAGCUGAUAAAUACUGUAAAUAAAAUCAAAUCAUUUUUCAAAGGCAA
Messenger RNA from Polypterus senegalus (gray bichir), 1304 nucleotides. It is a transcript of the gene txnl1, whose product is annotated as thioredoxin-like 1. The coding region runs from base 206 to 1075 and encodes 289 amino acids. The record is from RefSeq and is a predicted model, not a curated record. Lineage: Eukaryota; Metazoa; Chordata; Cladistia; Polypteriformes; Polypteridae. The transcript has 8 exons.